AUGUACGAGCGGGAAGCUGUGGUGCCAGCGGAAUUCAUGGUGCCAAGCCUUCGCAUUGCAGUGGAAAACAGGCUCGGGGAUAUGGAGAGCCUGAGGGAGAGAUUGUAUGCCUUAAGCAAGCUGGACGAAAAAAGAAUGAUGGCACAAUGGGCCACAGAGGCAGCCCAGCAAAGACGAAAGGUUUGGCACAACAAGCAUCUUCGACGAAUGAAGUUUACUCCGUGGCAAUUAGUGUUAAAAUUCAAUGGGAGGAACGAAAUCAAACCCAGAAAAUUUAAAGUACGAUGGCUAGGCCCCUUCAAGGUAUGCGAGGUCAAUGCCAAUAGGGCGAUUAAGUUAUGGACGCUCGACGGGAAGGAGAUACCAGAUGUUGUCAAUGGGUCAAAAUUAAAACAGUACCACGAACAGAGACGGACGACCGAUCUCGAACCCUCCAGCAGAAAUAAUGAUUAA
Messenger RNA from Cryptomeria japonica (Japanese cedar), 453 nucleotides. RefSeq lists its product as uncharacterized. Bases 1 to 453 code for a protein of 150 amino acids. Lineage: Eukaryota; Viridiplantae; Streptophyta; Pinopsida; Cupressales; Cupressaceae. The transcript has a single exon. The record is from RefSeq and is a predicted model, not a curated record.